UUCUGUUUGAAAGUUUCCAGGUGUCCUCAUCAACCCCGACAAUUAAUAACCUCUGAAUGGGUCUCGUAUAGGUGGCAUUUACACUGCCUAAACCACUCUUUUCUAGCUCCUCAUUCUCUGCUUGCUUCUCUAUCCAUUCUUCAUUCUUUUCGUCCAAUAUCACCACCCUCGAACCCAUCAUCAUCAUUAGCGAUAAAAAUACACAACUAUGGUUCUCCUCCGAGAGCUCUCCCUCGCAACGUUCCUUGCUCUAGCUAGCAGUGCCAGUGCCUUUUAUGGGAAAUCUAGCGGAGUUAUCACGCUUGAUUCGAAGAAUUUCGAGAAGGAGAUUUUAAAUACUGAGCAUGCUUCUGUGCAUUCUUUGCGCCAUGGUGCGGGCACUGUCAAAACCUUAAACCGAUAUAUGAGAAGGCCGCUCAAUCACUCAAGGGCCUCGCAAAGGUCUUUAAGCCGGGAAAGGGGAAGGGGAAACCAAUCAUCGAAGACUACCAGGGUGCCCGGAAAGCCGGCGCUAUCGUUAGCCAUGUCGCCGGGCUCAUUCCGAACCAUGUUACUCGCGUCACGGACGCCAAAUUUGACGACUUCCUCUCUAAGAAUAACGAAACUGCGAAGGCGAUCUUAUUUACCAACAAAGGCCACUGUGCCACUAACCGAGGGGACUUCCUCAGCGGAUCCUAGCAAAAAGGAAACCUCGGGCACUACCCAAGAGAGUAAGACCCCCACUGUCAAGGAAACUCCAACCCCGAAACCAAAACUCACAAUCCCCUCCCUCGAGGAUCAAAACUCCCUCGCCGCCGCCUGUCUCCAACCAAAAUCAAAGACCUGCAUCCUGGCAAUCAUCUCCUCUUCAGCGCCCACCAACGUCCUCACAGAAGUUUACAACAAACUCCUCUCCCGCAGCCCUGCCGGCGCUUUCAAUGUCUACAUUCUCCCAGCCGGAUCUGCCCAUACCCAGGAGCUCGCCGAGAAGCUACUCAUGGUGGGUGACGGGGCAAAGUUGAUUGCGUUAAACGCGCGCCGCGGAUGGCUCAGGAAGUUUGGUGGCGACCUGGAUAGCGAGGAGGACGUGCUUGCUUGGCUGGACGCUAUGAGGCUAGGCGAUGGCGCGAAGGAGAAGUUGCCCGCCGGAGUUGUUGUUGAGGAGGAGGAGGAGGGGCAUGGCGAGCUGUAGUUCUCUUCUUCCUUUUUUUCCUGGAAACAAUGUAUUCUUGUUUAUUCUUGAUUGAGAAAACAAAAUGCCAACAAAUAAAUUAUUAGGUUUUGUUUUGCUUUA
Molecule: messenger RNA, 1273 nt
Organism: Tuber melanosporum (Perigord truffle)
Lineage: Eukaryota; Fungi; Ascomycota; Pezizomycetes; Pezizales; Tuberaceae
Exons: 7
Coding region: 209-1171 (320 amino acids)
Source: RefSeq, a predicted model, not a curated record